Messenger RNA from Capsicum annuum, 1202 nucleotides. Its product is annotated as epidermis-specific secreted glycoprotein EP1. The record is from RefSeq and is a predicted model, not a curated record. The coding region runs from base 14 to 946 and encodes 310 amino acids. NCBI's taxonomy places the organism in Eukaryota, Viridiplantae, Streptophyta, Magnoliopsida, Solanales, Solanaceae. The transcript has a single exon.
UCUCAAGAAGCAAAUGUAUCAUAACAAACAAACUAAACAAGAAAAAUUAAACAUGUCUUCUUCAUGGCCUACUACACUUCUCGUCUCUCUAUUUCUUUUCUCCCAAAUAUUUUCUUGCAUUGCCCAAGUUCCAGCUGAAAACACCUUCAAAUUCGUUAACGAAGGCGAAUUAGGACCUUAUGUUGUCGAAUACAGAGCUGAUUACCGCGUUCUUAGUAUCGCCACUACUCCGUUUCAGCUCUGUUUCUACAACACAACACCUAACGCAUGGACACUAGCGUUGCGAAUGGGCACUGUCCGUUCUGAAUCGCUCAUGCGUUGGGUGUGGGAAGCUAACAGGGGAAACCCCGUUAAAGAAAAUGCCACUCUCACUUUCGGGACAAAUGGAAACCUCGUAUUGGCUGAUGCCGACGGUCGAAUUGCAUGGCAAACAAAUACGGCCAAUAAGGGCGUGACAGGGUUCAAGUUGUUGCCUAAUGGUAACAUGGUGCUACAUGACUCCAAGGGAAAAUUCAUCUGGCAGAGUUUCAAUCAUCCCACUGACACUUUACUAGUGGGCCAAACACUCCGUUUGUCCGGCCCGAAUAAGCUCGUAAGCCGGGCCUCGGUGAAAAAGACCGUGAACGGGCCUUAUAGCUUGGUAGUGCAACCGAAAUUGUUCGGUAUCUACAAUGGAACCAAGCUAGACGUAGAAUUAGCUUGGUUCGAUCUUGGUAAUAGCAGUUUGGAAUCUGUAAAAUUGAAUAGUGGGAAUAAAAGACUGAAAUUGGAUUAUAGAUUGGCAAAAUCAACAAAGAGAAGUUCACAUGUUAUGGCUUUUGUUAAUUACAACACAACAUUGACAUAUCUUAGACUAGAAGUUGAUGGAAAUUUGAAAGCCUACACUUUCGUUAGAGAUGAAGAAGCAGAUGAAUUUCGUUGGAGGGUAACUUACAAAAUGCUUUAAGAAAAUGUUUUUCUUCAUAUUAGCUCUAUAUAAUUAGAUAUAUGAGGAUUUCAUGUCCGAGAUAAUAAGUGGAUAAAAUGAGUGGGUCCACAGCUAAGUCCAGUAGAUUAAUUUUGUAAAAUUAUGUCUUGAUUGAAGAGUGUGUUUUAUUUUUAUUUUUUUUGGAGUUGUAUUGAAGGGUUUAUCUCAUUAUGUAUUCUAUAAUACUUAAGACGUUAUGUCAAUUGUGAAGAUUGUAUAAACGAGUUCUUUAUUA